Messenger RNA from Emericellopsis cladophorae, 1872 nucleotides. RefSeq lists its product as uncharacterized. Gene Ontology annotation, molecular function: pyridoxal kinase activity; DNA binding; DNA polymerase processivity factor activity. NCBI's taxonomy places the organism in Eukaryota, Fungi, Ascomycota, Sordariomycetes, Hypocreales, Bionectriaceae. The transcript has 6 exons. Gene Ontology annotation, cellular component: cytosol. Bases 1 to 1872 code for a protein of 623 amino acids. The record is from RefSeq and is a predicted model, not a curated record. Gene Ontology annotation, biological process: pyridoxal 5'-phosphate salvage; regulation of DNA replication.
AUGUUGGAAGCACGCCUCGAACAAGCCGAUCUCAUAAAGAAGGUGGUGGACUCCAUCAAAGACCUCGUCCAGGACUGCAACUUUGACUGCAAUGACUCGGGUAUCGCGCUGCAGGCCAUGGACAACUCGCACGUGGCGCUCGUGUCCAUGAUGCUCAAGGCGGAGGCCUUUUCGCCAUACCGCUGCGACCGCAACAUUGCGCUGGGCGUCAACCUGACGUCGCUGACCAAGGUGCUGCGCGCGGCGCAGAGCGACGACAUCCUCACGCUCAAGGCCGAGGACACGCCCGACGUGGUCAACCUGCAGUUCGAGACGAGCACCAACGACCGCAUCAGCGAGUACGACCUCAAGCUCAUGGACAUUGAUCAGGAGCACCUGGGCAUCCCCGAGACGGAGUACGCGGCGGCCAUUACGAUGAGCUCGACCGAGUUCCGCCGCAUCUGCACCGACCUGGCGGCCAUGUCCGAGUCCGUGAGCAUCGACGCGUCCAAGGACGGCAUCAAGUUCUCGGCCAACGGCGACAUUGGCAGCGGCAGCGUCACCCUGCGCAACAACACCGCCCUCGACGACAAGAGCAAGAAGGACAAUGUCGAGAUCAACCUCAGCGAGCCCGUCAGCCUGACCUUUUCGCUCAAGUACCUCGUCAACUUUUGCAAGGCCACCUCUGUCUCCUCCACCGUCACAAUCAGCCUGUCGAACGAGGUGCCGCUGCUCGUGUCCUACGACCUGGGCUCGGGCAGCUACCUGCGCUUCUACCUGGCGCCCAAGAUUGGUGAUGAAGAUGCUCCCAGCACACUGCGCAAGAUCAUGACCUCGCUGCUCCCCGUGCCGGAGACGAGAGUCCUGGCUGUGGCCAGUCAUGUUGUCUCAGGCUACGUCGGCAACAAGAUCGCCGUCUUCACCCUCCAGUCUCUAGGCUGCGACGUGGCAGCCCUCAACACCGUCCAAUUCAGCAACCACACCGGCUACCGACAAUGGCAGGGCACCAAAUCGACUGCACAGGAGAUCACGGCCCUCUACGAGGGCCUCCAGUCCGCCUACCUCGAUGAUUUUGACAUGAUGCUCUCCGGGUACAUACCGGGCGCCGAAGCCGUCAACGCCGUCGGGGCCAUCGCCAAGGCUCUCAAGGAGAAGAACCGCGACAACUUCUUCUGGGUGCUCGACCCCGUCAUGGGGGACAACGGGCGGCUGUACGUGGCAGAGGACGUUGUGCCGGCAUACAGGGGCCUGGUUCAGUACGCAGACCUCAUCCUGCCGAAUCAGUUCGAGGCGGAACUGCUAUCGGGCGUCGCGAUCAAGGACAUGGCCAGUCUCACAGCGGCCAUCCAGGCGUUGCACGACACCUACAAGAUCCCCCACGUCGUCAUCACGUCCGUCACGCUGCCCCACGCGCCGGAAGACCUGCCCUCCCCCUCCGCGGGGAAGCAUCUGUCGGUGGUGGGCUCGACCAUGACGUCGGCCGGGCGGGCGCGGCUCUUCAAAAUCGUCUUUCCGGCCAUCGACUGCUACUUCAGCGGCACGGGCGACAUGUUCGCCGCCCUCAUGGUGGUCCGCAUGCGCGAGGCCGUCUCGGCCGUCCCGGGCCUCGGCGGCAAGACGAGCUGGCAGAGCGGCGACGACGUGCCGACCCUCCAACUGCCGCUCGCCAAGGCGGCCGAGAAGACGCUGGCGAGUAUGCACGAGCUUCUGUCGCGGACGAGCGCGCGCAUGGGCCAGGUCGUGGAGAAGACGACGCGUGGCAUGACCGAGGACGACAAGAAGGACGACAAGAAGAUGCACCUCGUCAAGAGCAAGGCGGCCGAGCUGCAGCUGGUACGCAACCCGGAUUGUCUGCGUGAUCCAAAGGUGCAGUUCCAGGCGAAGGAGAUGUAG